Messenger RNA from Lethenteron reissneri (Far Eastern brook lamprey), 2986 nucleotides. Its product is annotated as calcium and integrin-binding family member 2-like. Lineage: Eukaryota; Metazoa; Chordata; Hyperoartia; Petromyzontiformes; Petromyzontidae. Gene Ontology annotation, cellular component: cell periphery; cytoplasm; stereocilium. Gene Ontology annotation, biological process: calcium ion homeostasis. The record is from RefSeq and is a predicted model, not a curated record. Gene Ontology annotation, molecular function: calcium ion binding; magnesium ion binding.
GAGCGGGCAGUGAACCCGGAUCGUUUCGCAACAACGACGAGGAGGAGGAGGAGACGACGCCGCCGGUGUAACUUCAUCUCUGCUUGUGCGCGGCGCAGGAGCGUGAAGGAGGCGCGGGCGGCGUGGACCGGCUCAGGUGUCCCGAGUGCUCUCCCCGGAGCGCGCCGCAUCCCUCUCGCCCUGCGUCAUGGGGUAGCGGCUUUCGCUACGGUGGGCUACUCCAACCGCCGUCGCCGUAGCAGCAGCAGCAGUAGCAACAGCAGCAACAGCAGCAGCAACCCGUUCCAUCUUCGCUGACGUCUGUCGCCACCGUCGUUGCCGCCACCGUUGCCCCCUCUACCCCGGGGGGCGCCGAAUUCGUCCGUGUGAUGUCCCCUGCCCGAGUGCGGGGCCGCGCAAGCGAGGAGGGGCGGGCAUGGGCAACAAGCAGACGAUCUUUACCGAGGAGCAACUAGACGCCUACCAGGACUGUACGUUUUUCACAAGAAAGGAAAUUCUCAGGUUGCACGCCCGGUACCACGAGCUGGCACCUCAGCUGGUGCCCAUGGACUACACCAAGGAGCCGGACAUCAAACUCCCGCCGCAGCUCAUAUGCAACAUGCCCGAGCUCAAGGAGAAUCCGUUCAAGCUGCGGAUCGUCGAGGUGUUCAGCGAGGACGGCUCGGGGAACCUGAGCUUCAACGAUUUUGUCGACAUGUUCUCCGUGUUCAGUGAGAUGGCGCCCCGCGAGCUCAAGGCCUACUACGCCUUCAAGAUCUAUGACUUCAACGCGGACGGCUUCAUCUGCAAGGAGGACCUGGUGGUGACGCUGAACAAGCUGACGCGCGACGAGUUGGCGGAGGAGGAGGUGACGCUCGUCUGCGACAAGGUGGUGGAGGAGGCCGACCUCGACUGCGACAACAAGCUGUCGUACGCCGACUUCGAGAACAUGAUCUCACGGGCGCCCGAGUUCCUCAGCACUUUUCACAUCAGAAUAUGACUGCGAGUGAGAACGGAGGGAAAGAACCCCAAGAGCAGCAGCAACAAGCUUGAGCGCCGGAGUGGGGCGACGCUCUGGACUCAUCUCACCUGCUGCGCCAGAACUCAGCGUGGAGGACACUUAAUUGCGAUUUGCCCGCCCCAUCUGAUCACAUGGAACUGUGCAGCUUUACAAAAAAAGGUGGGGGGGGGGAACAGAAAAUACCGUGCAAAAAAAGCAAGGAGCAAAUCGUUGAAAAAGGGCUACGUCUGCGUGCUCGCGUGCAAGGUGUAUUUUUAUAAUCGCGCUUUGUGACGAGUGGAUUAUUUCAGAUUUUAUCUUUUAUAAUGAGCUUUUGGCCUAUUUGUAGCGUGCAAAGCUUGUAAAAACACCAUCGGGAUUGGUUCCCGAAUGACCCCAAAUCCAUUUCACGUCCUUUCAAAACUCAAGCAGGCAUAAUCAAUUAAUAUUCUUUUUUUACACUGCCCAUAAAGACCUCUGAGAGUAUGUAAAUCACCAAGGGCUACGUGGACAUUUAUGCUACAAUGUUUAUAAUGAUAAUCACUUUUAAUAUCGUAAUGUUUCAUCCUUAGCAAUUUGUUAUGCAAUCAGAGCCAUCCUUUGGCAAACCAAACAGGCACAUAUGUAUAUGAAGGCCGGCGCAGCGCACGAGGGGGUGGGGUGGUGGUCAGCGCUAUGAUCCGCCCAUCUUUGUAUCCCCAAGUGCCAAUGUUUACACACUGCAGCACACGAGACACUAAUUUAAGGCUGAGUCUACCUAAGGGAGGACCAAAACCAAACACACGCACACAAAGUCAUGUUUCUCCGUUUAUGGAAUUGGCCCUUAACACAGAUUUUAUUUGAAUGUGGUUUCGCAUUUUCAUGUACACGUUGGCAUGUUGAACAUACCUUGCAAGGCUGAAAUACAGGCGACCCUGUGCACGUACAAUAUUAUUGGAUACAAAGUCAAAACACACACGUGCACCAAACUCAAAGACCUCGGCUAUUUCACGAUACAAAAAUAGGCUGCCAGCACGGAUACACAAGAAAACAAUUUGUAUCGCUUAAUUUUUAAUUUUUUUUUAAUCUAAUUUUUUUUUUUACUAACCGCGGAACCAUCUACUAUACAGGCUUAACUUACACGGACAGAAAAAUCAUUAUUUUGUUAAAAAAUAAAGCGUACACCCAACACAGCUACACAAACGCUUUUAAAAACAGUUACCGCGCGUUAGAUGAGAACAACGCGAGAGCUGUCAGGGCUUAGGGCGAGUGUCUAAUGGAAGUGGUUCCUAAGCUUUUUUUUAAAAAAGGACAAAACAAAUAUCUAACAUAACUUAAAAAACACACACAUGAGCCCAACAACCAUCCACUGGAACGGAGAGAGGGGAGGGAAGGUUUCACGGGCGGCAUGUACUUGUUUCGUGAAAUGCUAAAAAAAAUGGCUUCAUCGUCUAGAAAUGAGGUGGGCGAGGUUGCGAGGGAAGUGCAGCCGCGCUCGCAUGAUCCGGCGCACGGCACUGACUCGUGACCCCAAUGUUUACUUUAAACGCAAAGCUCCCGUCGUGGUCGUCGUCAUCGUUAUACCCAUGAAGAGUUUUCUCACUGCGCCAACGAAUCGGUGACUCUGCACAUAACUGUAAUGUAAAAAACCACGCUUACAAAUAAUACUUUCAGGUAGUGUGGUAAGAGACGUAAACAAAAAAUGUCACAUCUCAAAACAUAAUUGUACAAAAACAAAUGAAAGUACUAACAUUUUUCUUAAAAAGCACGACCUUUAACAGCCAUGCCAAUGAUCGGUCUGGGUAAUUUUUUUUUAUUGGUAUUUGUUUUACCUCCUGUACACAUUUUUCUUGAUUACGUUUUUACUUCUUAACUUUGGAGCAUUUCAUGCAGAGGUUUUUAAUUCUAUUAUUCUAGCGCAACGUCACGGCUCGCUUAGAACCCAAACAUGCUGGGAGACACGAGGUCAUUCUCCAGCCAUCCCGUCUUCACCUCCGACCCUUGAACUUUACCCUUUGGGCAGAGAGG